UAUACUCCUCCCUUUCAACACUUAAUUACCGUGUAAAUUAAAGUGUUCUUACUUUGAAAAUUCCUUACAUUUUCUCUCUCUUUAUAUAACCAAUCACCCCAUUCUUCAUAUCAUCUUCUCCAAUCAAAUCAAAAUCUAGUAGAAAAAGCUUACCAAAUUUCUUACCAUAAACUCUUAAUUACAUAUACUAAUUGACAUUAUUAAACCAACCACCAAUAAAUAAGCAAAUUAUAAGUAAGUUAUUAGAAGUAUAUAGCUUAGUUAUAUUUUUUUAUUUUUCUAUAUAUUAUGGAGGGGGGUAACAGUAGUAAUAAUGAAAACAAUAAUAAUGAUUCUAUAAUAAGGUUAUUAAUACUCCAAGGUAUUGAAUUAGCCAAAAAUAUGGAAUUAGAUCUUUCUAAUAUAUUGGCUAAUGAUCCUUUAAAUCUCACACAAAAGUGUGAUGAGAUUAUAGAGGUGUUUAGUAAGGCAAAGCAGCAGCUUAGUUCUUCUGCCUUGCAACCUUUGACACUGGAUCAUCAGCAUCUUUAUCAACCGGAUAUGGAGGCGGUUUUCGGGUACGUGCAACGUCAGUUGGCGAAAGGAAAAGGCAAGGAGGCUGCUGGAGACGUUGUAGGAGUCACCAUGAAAGCCGAAAGUGGUGGUGACCAAGAUAUGCAACAUGGGUAUGGAACGAUGAUGGAGGUUGGUGGGAGCUCGAGCUCGGUGUUUAGGAGCUCGAGCUCGGUGUUGAUGAGGAGCUCUUCUAGGAGGUCAUCAUCAAGAAAUGAUGAUCAAGGAAGUAAUCGAAGGGUGAGGAUGGCAGCUCCAAGGAUAGGUAAUACAGAGAUGCCACCAGAAGAUGGUUUCACUUGGAGAAAAUAUGGUCAGAAAGAGAUUCUUAAUGCUAAGUAUCCUAGGAGUUACUAUAGAUGUACACAUCAAAAACUAUACAAUUGCCAAGCCAAGAAGCAAGUCCAACGACUUGACGACGAUCCCUACACCUUUGACAUCCUCUACCGGGAGGAGCACACUUGCCACAUGUCCAACACCGCCCCUUCAUCCGUCCCACCACCGCAAUCGCCAACCGUCCACGACUAUUGA
This is a messenger RNA of Chenopodium quinoa (quinoa), 1083 nucleotides long. Its product is annotated as WRKY transcription factor 55-like. The transcript is spliced from 3 exons. Lineage: Eukaryota; Viridiplantae; Streptophyta; Magnoliopsida; Caryophyllales; Amaranthaceae. Gene Ontology annotation, molecular function: sequence-specific DNA binding; DNA-binding transcription factor activity. The coding region runs from base 289 to 1083 and encodes 264 amino acids. Gene Ontology annotation, biological process: regulation of DNA-templated transcription. The record is from RefSeq and is a predicted model, not a curated record.